Messenger RNA from Colletotrichum siamense, 684 nucleotides. RefSeq lists its product as uncharacterized. Bases 1 to 684 code for a protein of 227 amino acids. Lineage: Eukaryota; Fungi; Ascomycota; Sordariomycetes; Glomerellales; Glomerellaceae. The record is from RefSeq and is a predicted model, not a curated record. The transcript is spliced from 2 exons.
AUGGCAACCGAGAACACAGACUCUUCGCGGGAGGCAACGGCUUCUAGCGAUUCGCCUACUGCACUUCCUAUGACAAUCUACACAGACUCAAGCUUCUUCAAAGACCAUCCCGGGGCUACGCUUCCCAGCCCAGCCGAAGUCAGAGCCAUCAAUAUUGCAACGGGCGAUCCCUGCGCAGAUGAGUUCGACAGUCCACCACCUGUCGUCAUUCGUGAUCUUGAUCGUUUCAUCAAAUAUGGUCGCUUCGUGACCAUUGUCGAGGCCUCGACUCAAAUCAUGGUUCGUGAGAAGCUCCAAGGCAAAGUGCCGGUCCCUGAGGUGUUUGGUUGGGUAGACGAUGGAGGACAGGGAUUUAUAUACAUGUCCUUGGUCGAAGGAGAUACUCUGGAGGAAAGGUGGAUUGAGAUGGCUGAAGACGAACGGCUGGAUGUCUGUAAGGGGCUGAGGGUCAUGGUGGAUGCAUGGAGAGCUUGGAAGCAAGAUGAGAGUGAAAGGUGCAUCGGGAAACACUUGAAGCAGCCCUUGAACGACAUCAUACUUCGGGAUUUUCCCGAAAGCUUAGGGCCAUUCGAAGAACCAGAUGCUAUCGAGAAAUUCCUCAUCACUUGCGGCAUUGGGAUCAACGACAAGAAGGACAUCGUGUUCACGAAUGCCGACCUUCUCCCGUCAAAUAUAUCAUGCUGA